AGAAAGUGACUGAACUUUGUAUGGGCAGAAGAACGUGCUGCUGUGUGAGCUCAAGAGUGUUCUCACUCACUACACGCGCAGCGGACACUGCCGGGCUCCAGGCACUUUAUGCCGGGUCACAUAGAGUGCAGGAGCCGGAAUACAGGAAACCGAAAUUACAGGCAUGGGUCUCACGGAGCCUGCUGGGCCUGUGCUGCUCUCUCUCACUGCGAUUCCUGUCUCCUAUGUGGCGAAUACCUUGUCUGCCGUGUCUGAUCCACUUGUUGUAGCGGGUAUUGGAGUUCUGGUGCUGCUCGCUUUACUGGUUGUGUUGUUUUACUUUGCACAAGGAAACCCUCCACAAGAUCCUCUAUUUUAUGUUUUUGCAAUCUUCUCCUUUACAAGCGUCAUUGAUUUAAUAAUAUAUCUGGAAGAAGAUGGCUACAUCAGUGGAUUUAUGGAGUUCUACAUGAAAGAGGGGGAGCCAUACCUCCGUACUGCACAUGGAAUGCUUAUCUGCCUGUGGGAUGGAACUGUACAUUACGUACUCUACUUGAUAAUGUUAGCAGCAAUGGCUAAUGGGAAGAACUACAAGGCAGUGGGUCUGUUCUGGCUGGGUUCCCUUCUUAUGAGCAUGCUGGUGUUCCUCCCUGGAAAUGUCAUUGGAAAGUAUGGGACUGAAGUCCGACCUGCCUUCAUCCUUAAUGUUCCCUACCUGCUUCUCCCUUUCUGGGCAGGGAUGAGGAUAUUUAGAGGAAAGCAUGCUUUUACCACAAUCCCAGCUGAAAAGCAGGUGGAGGUGGCACACAAUGAAGACAUCUUUCAACGCCCUAUAGAUAUUGCUCUGAUUUUAUACCUGUUAGGAGCCAUUGUGUUUACGAUCUUCAGGGGCCUGAUGGUCUUGGACUGCCCUGCAGAUACCUGUUUCACCUACAUCUACCAGUAUGAACCAUACCUGAGGGACCCAGUGGCUUAUCCCAAAGUCCAGAUGUCUCGUGGACAUGUCUUACACCUCUUUCUCUCCUGUGCUCUCUCCAUGGCUGUAAUUCUCCCAUCAACGCUUACUGCAGAAUAUGACAAGGGACAAAGAAAAAUAGUCCAUGUUCAAGAGGAUGAGACUGGUGAAGUGAUUGUACAAACAGCUCCAGGUAUAGUGACCACACACCGGGGUGGCUCCAUAAUUCUUCCCUGCCGUUACCACUAUGAGCAUUCCGGAGAGGAACCUGCACCAAUACGCAUUAAGUGGUCAAAAAUAAGUGAACCUGCAUCUUUCAUUGAUGUGUUUGUGGCUCUGGGAAAGGAAAAGAGAGGAUAUGGCUCCUAUAAAAACCGUGCUUUUCUUCAAGAGCAUGAGCCAGGAGAUGCCUCAUUGAUCAUCCAAAACAUUACACUGGAGGAUUAUGGGAGGUAUGAGUGUGAGAUUACCAAUGAGCUAGAAGAUGACACAGGCACUGUCAAACUGGAUUUAGAAGGUGUGAUCUUCCCUUACCACCCACGCUUGGGACGCUAUAGUAUGAACUUUCAUGAGGCUGAGCAGGCUUGUAAACUGCAGGACGGCAUCCUGGCUUCUUACGAUCAGCUCCAUGAGGCCUGGCUGAAUGGGCUUGACUGGUGUAAUGCUGGAUGGUUGCAAGAUGGCUCCGUGCAAUAUCCCAUCUCAAAGCCCAGGGAAGAAUGUGGAAAAAAAGACAACCCUACUGGAGUAAGGAACUACGGCUACAGACACAAGGAUAAUGAACGUUAUGAUGCCUUCUGUUUUACAUCAAAUCUCAAUGGUAAAGUCUACUUUCUGAAGACAUUUCGCAAGAUGAGUUUUCCAGAAGCCACAAAAGCCUGUGAAAAUAAUGGUGAUUCUCUAGCCAAGGUUGGCCAACUCUAUGCAGCCUGGAAGCUGCAGCUUAUGGACAGAUGUGAAGCUGGGUGGCUGGGUGACGGCAGUGUCCGCUACCCUAUUGUGAACCCGCGGGUGAAGUGUGGGGGUACAGAGCCUGGAGUAAGAAACCUCGGUUUUCCCAGUAAGAAGUAUAAACUAUUUGGGGUGUACUGCUAUAGGGGCAACAAAGAAAAAGAACAAUUGAACGAAAGUGAAAAAAUCAAGAGUGGAAUAAACCAAUGGAAGUCCAACCAUGUGUAGACCGGUUACCCGGGUCCAGGCUGCGUGCCAGAUUAUAGACACGUGGAAAACAGGUCCAGCGGACUGUGUGGCUAUGUGUGCAACACCACUGGGGUCCCAAGAAGCCACUGCACCUAUCAGCUGGCCUGUGCAAAUUGCAUGGGGAUGGAGCAUGCUAUAUUUUUAUGUACCUCAUCUUAUAUAAGUACUCAUACACGUGUUCUUUUAUAUAAAACUAAAUUGAAAGAAAACUAAAUUCACUCAGAAA
Messenger RNA from Pseudophryne corroboree (corroboree frog), 2360 nucleotides. It is a transcript of the gene HAPLN4, whose product is annotated as hyaluronan and proteoglycan link protein 4. Gene Ontology annotation, molecular function: hyaluronic acid binding. The record is from RefSeq and is a predicted model, not a curated record. The coding region runs from base 164 to 2113 and encodes 649 amino acids. Lineage: Eukaryota; Metazoa; Chordata; Amphibia; Anura; Myobatrachidae. The transcript has 12 exons. Gene Ontology annotation, biological process: cell adhesion; regulation of lipid metabolic process; lipid homeostasis. Gene Ontology annotation, cellular component: endoplasmic reticulum membrane; endoplasmic reticulum-Golgi intermediate compartment membrane.